UGUCGUCGCUUCGCUGGUUCGAUCCAGCAUCGCCACAUGCAUCAUCGCCCGGGAAGCAGCCCGUUGAGGAGCGACGAAGCGCAUCGAUGACUUUGGAAAAGGUGCCGGGGGGUAAGGCGGCGAUUGGGGCUAAUAUUGAUGCUAUGGUGGCGGCAACAAUGGAGGCUGAGAUGGCGGGAGGAGGCCAGCCAACUCGUCAGAGCAAGGUUGCUCCACCUCCGCCGGCCGAGGUGAGAUCCGCAAGGUCCACGGAAGCAUCGAAAGGGAAUAAUAAAAUCGAUGAAGAUGCCCCAGCGGAUUCCACCAGGUCGAGAUCCUUCACCCUGCAGGAAGCCGGUCAGUCGAUGGACCACGCCCUGAAGGCUAAGCAGAAGCUGAUACAAGCCCAUCUAAUUGAUCAUGAGAAGAAGUUGGUGGACCAGCAGGAACAGCUGAAAAAAGUCCGACAAAAGCUGGAUCGGCUGGAACAAGAUCAGGCUGCUGAGAUUGCCCAGAUGCAGAAGAGUGUGGACCAUCUUAGUCGGGAGUUGGCUAUCCGGGAGAAGGAGGCGACUCAGAAGAAGGCUAUAAUGGAGGAGGCCAAUAAGGAUUACUUGGCAGCGGCUGAGUCCCUCGAUGCAUGUAAGAGGGAGAAGACUGAGACUGAGAGGGUCCUUAUGGAGCUCCUCCUCAAGGCAGGAGAGUCUCGAGAUAAGGUCAUGAACGAAAUGCUGCACAGCUUGGACACCUUAUAGAAUCUUGCAUUUCCUCAACGGCGUUCCUCCUGUCCGACUGUUCCAUUUUGAA
This is a messenger RNA of Perkinsus marinus ATCC 50983, 786 nucleotides long. RefSeq lists its product as hypothetical. Lineage: Eukaryota; Perkinsozoa; Perkinsida; Perkinsidae. The coding region runs from base 87 to 734 and encodes 215 amino acids. The record is from RefSeq and is a predicted model, not a curated record. The transcript has 5 exons.